Molecule: messenger RNA, 786 nt
Organism: Candida albicans SC5314
Lineage: Eukaryota; Fungi; Ascomycota; Pichiomycetes; Serinales; Debaryomycetaceae
Exons: 1
Coding region: 1-786 (261 amino acids)
Source: RefSeq, a predicted model, not a curated record
AUGUCAUCUCCAACAAAUAGAUUAAACAUAAGGAAACGGAAAAAGGUUUAUAGCAAUGAAUCUAAUCUGUCCAGACAGCAACAGCAACAAGAGUUUCUCCCGUUGGAAUUGACAAAUACUUCAUUAGAACAAAAACCUACCCAACCUUUAGAAGAUGAUAAAUUGAUAAACUACAUAAAUAAAAUGCAUCCCAGGGUAGAUGUUUCACAACCAGAUAAAGUCACUUAUAUAACAAUUUUGCUAACUUUAUCUGAGCCUCAAAGAAUCUUAGAGCAGAAACAGAAACUUAUUGACAAUUUCAAAAUUGGAGAUAUUCUUGUGACAGACCCAGUUCCUGGUUCUAUCGACCAAUACCUCACAAUUUACGGGGAGCCAACAUGUAUCACCAAAUGUUUAAUGUAUGUCAUUUAUUAUUUAAACGUGAUAAUGCAUAUAAAUUAUGAUUUAUUCACAUUUAAGACGGCAAACUAUAAAUUUACAAUCUUGUUAAAUAGCCAGAAUUUAAAAUUUAAACAUAACUUGAAAUACCUUGAUAUAGCUCAAUAUAGCGAAAGCAUUUACUCAGGGUUUAUUCAGGGAGAUUUGCACUCUAUCUUUAAUUUUGUUCUACAAACAAUCGAGCAGGGAAAUAAUGUCGAUAAUGGGGGCAUUAACAACUCUCCUAUAUUUGGAUUACAUAUUGAUUCUGCUUUAUGCCACCGCACCCUGAAAGACAAGGAACUGAUAAAUAAAGCAAACAGCAGGCUAUUAGAGUAUUUAUAUUCGUCUACAGGUAAAUUGCUGUAA